Molecule: messenger RNA, 3327 nt
Organism: Talaromyces atroroseus
Lineage: Eukaryota; Fungi; Ascomycota; Eurotiomycetes; Eurotiales; Trichocomaceae
Exons: 8
Coding region: 1-3327 (1108 amino acids)
Biological process (GO): transmembrane transport
Molecular function (GO): transmembrane transporter activity; NADH dehydrogenase activity
Source: RefSeq, a predicted model, not a curated record
AUGGCAGGCUCUUCAGCAUCGGUCUCGCCGAGAGACUCCCCGUCUACACCAAAGGUUAGGUCGCCCGCCGCCACGCCUGUCUCGGGCCAGCAGACGCCGCUCCCCUCGAACGAUCCCGGCGAUGACCGUCCCGACGACCAUAACGCUGCCAAGCUGGCCGAAAAGGCUGCGCAAGCCCGGGUCACACAUAUCUGGAGACUAUGCUUCACUAUAUUCGCUCUUCUUCAUGCUGGCAAUGUAGUCCUGCAGCCGCCCCUGCUGCAACUGAAAGAGCUGUCUAGCUGCAUGUCGUAUUACGGCCCGGGAUGGUCGCUAGGGCGGGAUUGCAGGGUGGACUCUGUGCAAGACGAGUUGACGACUCUCAUGAAAUGGCAACAGCUGCUUGAUACCGCGCCAGGUAUCCUCUUCGGCGCGUUUUAUGGCAUGGCUGCAGACCGGUUCGGCCGUCGUCCUGUGCUUUUACUUUCGCUUAUUGGCAUCACAUUGGCUGCCAUUUGGAGUCAAGUAGUUUUGUUUUGGCCAACGGUCUUCUCAACCCGCUUAACUUGGAUUUCCGUUGUUUUUUUACUAUUUGGAGGCGGCACCCUCGUCGCUCGCGCCAUAAUUUUCGUUGUGGUAGCUGAUAUAACACCAGAGGAGAAAAGGGCCUCAAAAUUCUUCCGUCUCUAUGGAGUUGCCCUCCUUAUAGAUAUGGUAUUAUCACCAGCUAGUGGAGCAUUAGCUAGCAUUCAGCCUUGGUGGCCGGCCCGCUUUGGAUUGAUUGCAUUCGUCAUGUCUGUGCUUACAACUUUGCUUGUCCUUCCUGAAACCCUUGUGAAGCCGACAUUGCCGCCAUCUACCCAGGGCCAACGCACGCAGCUGGAGGAAGAACCAGAGGAAGAAGAUGAUCCGGUAAUAUAUGCUGACGCCCAGAAGAAUACCUACUGGUGGCACGUGAGAAAAGUCAUGUCGAGUCUUCGCACGCUCAGGUUUCUCAUUGCCUCGCGUCAGGUGCUUCUUCUAGUACCCCUUCUUUCUGUUGGUCAGUUAUAUGAUCAGUCUGCAGAUUUCUUUAUAAAUUAUGUUUCAAGGCGCUACGGAUGGCGACUUUCCCAAGCGAGCUUUUGGCUGACAUACCGCAAUGUUGUUAACCUGGUCCUCUUGAGCACGAUACUCCCCGGUGUAAGCACUGUGCUUCUACGUCACGGCUUUAAUGCGGGUCGAAAAGACAUUUGGAUUUCUCGCGCGAGUAUCUUAUGUCUAGCCGUUGGAGCCUUCGUUAUUGGAUUAGCCCCUGUUUUGCCCAUCAUGGUCACCGGCCUCACUAUCUUUGCGCUUGGCCACGGCUUUGUUCCAGCCGUACUCAGUCUAGCAACCCCCUACAUCGAACCGGGUCAUAUUGGACUGCUCUAUACAGCCAUGACAAUCGGCGAGGCAAUUGGCAAGCUAGCCAACGAGCCGCUUCUAGCCGGAAGUUUCGAAUUGGGCAUGCGAGUCGGCGGUUUGCUACUGGGUUUGCCUUUUGUGGCCACCGGCAUCAUGUUAACCAUUACUGCUGUUAGCCACGAUCAUCCGAAAUGCUCCACGUACAGAGCUGGACGCGGCAAUGAUGUUGUUGUUGGCAGGCAUAGGGCGAUUCGUCCAUUCUCAACCACCAAUAACCCUAACUCCAAUCAAGCAACUACGCCUAGUACUACAACCACUGCUAGUAGCAAUAGUAUCACACCCACAGUAUCAUCGUUCUCUCAGGCUCACCUCUACCCCGGAAAAGAUUCUUCGAAGAAGGAAACCGUCCUCGUCCUCGGGUCCGGCUGGGGCGGAUACAUCUUCUCACGCAAAAUCUCACCCAAGCAACACGACUGCACAGUGAUAUCGCCCCGGUCAUAUUUCGUGUUCACGCCAUUGCUGACGGACACGGCGGCAGGGAACUUGGAUUUCUCAUCUAUCGUCGAGCCCAUGCGCGACAUCAAGAGUAGAGUGGAUUUCAUCCAAGCCGCUGCAAGGAGCGUCAAUUUCAAGAAAAAGACCGUCUUGUGUGAAGCCAGCAUUGUGAAAUCCGGCGUCACCGAGUCUCCCCGUGUCGAAGAGACCGAACGCACGCACGAAGAAGGGCCCGAAACAGGCGCGAUGCGCGGCAAGGAGCAUCUACGCAGCUGGGAACAAGGGCAGCUUUUCGAAAUCCCAUACGACAAAUUGGUGAUUGCCGUUGGGUGCGUGAGUCAGACUUUUGCAACACCGGGCGUGCGAGAGAAUGCCAUGUUUUUCAAAGAUAUUGGUGAUUCGCGACGAGUCAAGCGGCGGGUUAGGGAGUGCUUUGAAUUGGCGGCUCUGCCGACUACCACGGAAGAAAUGCAGCGCCAUCUCCUGCAUUUUGCGAUUGUGGGAGCCGGUCCCACGGGCACAGAACUGGCAGCUACUCUUCGUGAUUUUGUGAAUAGUAAUAUGCUGCAGCUGUACCCGGCCUUGAAGGACAAGGCGAAAAUUACGUUGUACGAUGUCGCACCCACGGUGUUGAGUAUGUUUGAUAAGUCGUUGUCACAAUAUGCUAUUGAGACAAUGUCCAAGGAAGGCAUUGAUAUUCGGACGUCACAUCAUAUCCAGGGAUUAAGAUGGGGUCUACCUAAUACCGAAGGCCCGCAUGAGAUGGAUCCCAAGGGCUGUCUCACGCUGAACACAAAGGAGCAAGGCGACGUUGGCGUGGGGAUCUGUGUGUGGGCGACUGGAAACACAAUGAACAAGUUUGUCAAAUACUCUCUAAACGAGAUUGACGAAUUCCCCGAGGGGUCUGCAAAACUGAUAAACGGCGGACAAUCGAAGGUAAAAGGCAGAGAAGGGCCUGAUAGCAAAGGAUGGCAUAUCAAAAAAGCAUCCAAAGUCGGCGCCCUCCUAGUUGACGGUCAUUUCCGCGUCCAAUUGGAGCAUGAAAACGGGCGAGUGGCAGUUUUACAAGACGUGUUUGCGAUUGGUGAUAACGCCAUGCCAGAAACAGGGGCUCCUCCGGCUACAGCACAGGCAACAUCACAAGAAGCGAAAUGGCUUGCUGAUCGUUUCAAUCGUGGCGAUAUCGACCAAGUCCCCAGUUUCUCUUUCCGGAACAUGGGCACGCUCGCCUAUAUUGGUAGUUCGAAUGCGCUCAUGCAAAUCCCGCAUGAGAAGAAGAAGGAGCAUGGGGGCAAUGGUGAUAGACGCCGGAAUCCGUAUUUGCCGGAGGGAUUGACGGGGCGAACGGCUUGGUUGGUUUGGAAGGUGGCGUAUUUGAGCAUGAGUAUUAGCUGGCGCAAUCGGUGCAGGAUUUUGUUUCGGUGGAUCGUUAAUCGGAUGUUUGGGAGUGAUAUUUCGAGAUUCUAA